AUGGUGCCCAACGGCGGCCUCUUACCCUGGGACAACACCACUAGCAACUGCCGUACAUCCGCUACAGCCAUUAACCCGUACCAGCCCGUGACCCCCGGCUCCACCAUCACAUACCUCUGGGGUGUGCCGUCGGAGGCGGGGCCUGUCGGGCCCAACGCCACGAUCUCCUCGCGGCUGUGGCUGUACGGCAGUAGCGUGGAUCCGAAACUGCACGACAAUGCGGGUCUGGUGGGCCCUAUCAUUGUGACGGGCCCGGGUGUGGCGAUGGAGGAGGACGGGCGGCCUAGCGAUGUGGAUAGAGAGCUGGUGGUGCUUUUCCAGGUCGUCAACGAGGGAUCCAGCGCCAUGCUGCCGUACAACAGCCCAGCGCUGACGUCCGGUGUGCCGUACACCAACAUGGCUGUAAAUGGAUACGUAUGGUGCAACAUGCCCCGCGACCACCUUACAUUGGCUGUGGGCGAGCGAGUGAGGUGGCACCUGGCGAGUGUGGGUUCGAAUGACAGCCUCCACAACUACCACUGGCAUGGACACACUGUUGAGGUCAACGGCCACCACAUGGACGAGUUCACCGGUAUCCCUGGAGCGACGUAUUCGGCGGAUAUGAAACUGGACGAGCCAGGAAUCUGGAUGCUUCAUUGCCACGUCGACCUCCACAUGGACGGCGGGAUGGUCACCUUGUAUACCGUGCAGGGCGAUCCAGCCCCGUUUCCUGCCGGGGGCACCGAGCGGGUUUACUACGUGGCCGCUGAGGAGGCGGAGUGGAGCUACACGGGGGCGGACAGCCUGGAGAUGUGCGGGCACACGCCGAAGUCCUCCAUGGGCGAUAUGGACGCCUCCAACUUUGUGGAAGGCCCGUUGGCGGCUGGCGUGAAGACUCGACUGGGACCCAAGCUCAUAAAAACGUUAUACAUGGAGUACACGGAUGACACCUUUACUGUGAAGAAAAUACGCCCGUUGGAUGAUUCGUAUUUGGGCUUUGUGGGACCCAUCCUAAGAGCUUCGGUGGGCGACACGAUCAAGGUCGUAUUGCUCAACCGCGCCUCCAUCAACAUCUCCAUGCACCCGCAUGGUUUACGCUACAGCAAGGCCAACGAGGGAGCCAUGUACAGAGACGGUACGGCAGCAAAUCAGAAGCUGGACGAUGCCGUACAACCGAACCAGGCGUACACGUACUUAUGGCAGGUACCCCCCCGCUCCGGCCCAGGUCCCCGGGAUCCGUCCUCCGUGGUGUGGAUGUACCACAGCCAUUUGAACGAGACCGCCGAGACGUACGCGGGCUUGGUGGGCGCCAUCAUCGUGACGAGUCCAGCCAAGGCCUUCAACUCCGUCUCCGACCCGCGGCCUAUCGACGUGGAUCGCGAGGUCAUCACCUUUUUCAGCGUCACAGACGAAAUUGCAUCAUCCAACUUUAUGGAUAACCUGCGCACGCGACUGGGUGACGGCGGCGCACUUGCAGCAGAUGCGGACACUGUGGACGAGCUGAGAUCGGAUCCGGGGUUUCAGAAGCACAUGCUGAAGCACAGCAUCAACGGCUUUUUGUUUUGCAGCAUGCCGAAGCUGACAUUCGUCCAGGGCGAUAAGGUCCGCAUGUACGCGAUGGCGCUAGGAAGUCUCAGGGACAUGCACACGCCGAACAUGGGCGGUCCUCGCUUCGAUUAUGAAGAGCAGCACUUGGACAGCGUUCAGAUGAGCCCGGGUAGCAUGAUCACUGCGGACGUUAUCAUGACCUCGCCAGGUGGUGGUGGUGGUGCUGCUGCUGCUGCCGGGAUAGGAUGGGGCGGGAUGGGGUGGGGUGGGGUGGGGUCGGGUGGGCUCGUUAACACCACACGGCCCUCUGGCGUCACCCGCAAGUACUACAUCCAGGCUGAGGCUGUGGAGUGGGACUACGCGCCGAGCGGCUACAAGGCGUAUUCGGACGCAAGCUUCACUGUCGCAACACGGCGGCCCCGUAUUACGGUGGGCGAUAUCCUCGAGAUCCACUUGCGCAACAACCUGACGGACCUCCCGGACUACCCAGUGAAUAUCCAAAUGGGAGGGGGGCUGGGGGAGCUGCUAGGGGAGGACAUGUGCCCCAAGGUGGCGGCGGGGGAAACCUGUGUGUAUCGCUGGAUGAUCCCGGCCAGCGCAGGACCUGGAACAGCUGACUUCAGUACGACGGUGUACGGCUAUACGAGUACGGUGGACGUCGUUUCAGCGCCCUCUGCAGGUCUCGUGGGCGCUCUGGUGGUAGCGGCUCCCGGUGUGCUACAGCCGAGCAAGCUGCAGCCAGGGGCAGUAGUGCCUGCCGGGGUGGAUCUCAUGAUACCGCUGCAUUGGCAGAUGAUGGAUGAGGAGAUGAGUCCCUAUUGGGAUAUGAAUAAGCAGAUUGCUGGAGUCAAUGAAACAGCGAUCAACAAUGAGGCACUCAUCGCUACGUACCAUGAGGGCAACCUGAAACACGCCAUCAAUGGCUUCCUUUACUGCAACCUGCCGGGGCUGAACAUCCCAACCGGCAGUACUGUACGAUGGCUGCUCGUCACGUACGGCAGUGAGAGCGAUUUCCAUGCGCCGUACUUUAUGGGCCAGGCCACCAAGGUAGACAUGGCGGGCUUCAGUACACUGGCGUCACUGAUGCCAUCCGUCGCGCGAGUUGCAGACAUGCUUGCAGUCGCCAAGGGUACCUGGCUGCUGUCAUGUGCCGUUGAGGACUACUACUUGCUAGCAGAAUUUACAGUCGCGUAG
Volvox carteri f. nagariensis is the source of this 2721-nucleotide messenger RNA. RefSeq lists its product as uncharacterized. Lineage: Eukaryota; Viridiplantae; Chlorophyta; Chlorophyceae; Chlamydomonadales; Volvocaceae. Gene Ontology annotation, molecular function: copper ion binding; oxidoreductase activity. The transcript has 19 exons. The record is from RefSeq and is a predicted model, not a curated record. Bases 1 to 2721 code for a protein of 906 amino acids.